GCAUCCGUGAAGCUCUGUAAAUGAUAAAACGCGCUCGCUCGAAACCCGUAUUAUCUCGAGGAAAAAAGAACAAAUCCCAAUCAAAAAAUUAUCAAAAUAGAAGAAAAAUUCCAUAAAAAUAGUUGUAAAUUAAUGGAAGUGAAUAUUGGAAUUCAUUAAUAUCGAUAAAGAGUUGAUGUGAAAUUAAACAGUGGAAUCCGGCUCAUAUUGCCGUUACGAUUGUAUUUACAAUGUUUAUUAGUGGUGAUGUUCGCCGAUUGAAAGAAAGUUGACGGUGACAACUUUUUGGUACGCAUUUCUGAAUAAAGUUUUCAGGUUGAUAAGGCGCACAUUUAUGUGACGUUGCAAACAAAAUACUGUUCAAUCAAUUGCAAAAAUAUAGAACUAAAAACAAACAAAAUAUAAAUUUUCAGUCUGAAAAUUAACCUUUGUGUCAUUGGAGCAGCUUGGUAAAAACAAACAAUAAUUGGACGGGAUGUUUAAGGGCAACAAACUAGUUUUUGCAGGAAGAACACAAAGUUUAUCAAAGAAAAAAUUGGGUUUAUGUUUUAAAACCUUUACAUAAAGAGCAUUGAAUUUUAUCAGAAAAAUUAUUGAAAACAAAAUCACUUUUCUACGGAACAAUUUAACUUUUUUUUAAAGAGAAGAAAACUAAAUUUAUAAAAUUGCAUUGGUUCAUUUUCAAGACGCAUUCAGUGUAUUCAACAAGAUAUGCAAUCGCUUAGUGAGUUAUUACCCUAGAUGGAAUCGUGUGUUAUCGUCUAACGAGACUGUUCGUAGCUAACAAAAAGCAGCAGAGUUAUGCGAGCUUGAUCAUGAAUGGGCAAACAAUUGAAAAAGAGAGAAAGAAUGCAAGAAGCGUUUGAAAAAUAUUGCGAAACGUAUUUCCUUGAUGGUAUAUUCGCGCCUUUGCAAAGCGCUUCUCACUCUCACUCACCCAGAAAUGUAAAUACACAACAAAACAGUGAAAAGUCUUUUGUUUUUCUUUGAAGCGGCGACAGCAACAGCAGCAACACCGAACAAAAGCCAAAACAUAGAUUCUUCGGUUGAGUCGUGUUUCUCUCAAUUGAAAGUGAAUCGGUGUAAAAAGCGAGAACAUUUGUGAAUAGAAUAGCGAGUAGAACGGGUGGGGAAAAUAUACAGGGAAUUGUGUUUAACCCGUUAUUAUCCUUGCAAACAAUGAGCAAAACUCACGUUUCUGAUAGUGAAUAGACCAAAAAACAGAGCGAGAAAGAAAGAACGAAAGCGAGCGAGAGUUUGAGCUCGUUUGACGCAAUCAAAAAUCGAUGUUUCACUUUUAAUUAUGAAGCGUCGAUGAAAAAUAGGUACAACAUAAAGCUUGUUAAACAGGUAAAUUGAAUGAAAAACUUUCGCAUUUUGAGAAAUGAGAUCGAAUUACACGGGCGUUUUGAAACUUUUUUUAUUUAUGAAACGUAAAAACAGCAGCCAAAAGAAAGACAGCGUAUUUGAAGGCGAUUUUCAAGAAGCCAAGACAACAGAUAGUGAUUGAUGUGUAAAAGCUUGUUCAACACUCCAAGGACUAAUACCAUCAAUAUUUCAAUGCCGAAUUUUGAUUCUCCAAACACGUGCUCUUUCACUCAUCGAUUCGCAUCGCAUUAAUAAUUCAACGGUGUUGUUUGUGGAUUUUCGAUUUGCGAACAUGUGUCAAAGAUCCAAAACAUAUUAAGAGACACACACAGAGUAGGAGAGAGAGAAACAGAUACAGAUACCGAGACAGAGACAGAUAAAUAGAACAGCGCACCGACAACGAUUUAAUUAAGAAACUGACAAAUGGUGUGACAGCGCUAGAGCAAGACUAAGAAACAAAUAGAUUACCGUGGCACGAACCAAAAUUGAAAAUUUUCGAAUUGAAAGACACAUCGUGGGAUUUAUUAUUCAUCAAGUCGAUUUCGGUUGUGGGGGUAGUUCGAAAGAGAACCAUUUCGAGAAGUCAUUAGAUAGCGACUGCCGAUAAAAACGCACGGCAGAAGAAGAAAAACAGUGACGACGAAAUCUAAGCAAAAAGUAUUUAUAUAAACACAUUGUGUGACUCCAAGGCAACAGAUACAGAGUGAAAGGCAAAAGCAUCGUCAUCAUGAUACAACACUUUAUUAUUUUUACAUCGAUUCUCUACACAUUUAGUGAUGCCAUCACGAGGCCAGAUAUCGACCGAAUGCAGCCGCCAUUGGCAUCAUCAUCAAUGACAACCAUACCGACGACGAUGACGCAGCGAGUGAAUAUAACAAUGGAUACAGUGACACGCAGCCAGUGGUUAAUAAGUUCGUUAUCAGCAUCCACCGAGCGACCAUCGAAUUUGUCGGCGAGCACCAAAGGAACCAGUUCCGUAUCGUCAAAGCCAAUAAUUAGCUCACCACCAUCGAUUGCUCUGCCACUAACCGCACCAUCGUCAUCAGAACCAUUAGGAAAACCUAAUCUGCAAAAUGAUUUUGACAUUGGACCCUAUUUAGAUGACACCAGAAUCACAAAUAUCACCGUACAAGUUGGCACCAAUGCAUACUUACCAUGCAAGGUAAAACAAUUGGGUAACAAAUCUGUAUCCUGGGUGCGUGUACGUGACGAUCAUAUACUGAGUGUUGACAGGAUAACAUUUAUAGCGGACGAAAGAUUUCAGGCAUAUUUCAAAGAGGAGUUAAAACAAUGGGUGCUGCAAAUUAAAUACGUGCAACCGAGAGACGUUGGUUUAUAUGAAUGCCAAGUGUCCACCGAACCAAAAGUCAGUGCACGCGCUUAUUUGCAUGUCGUCGUGCCACGAACCGAACUCAUCGGAGACUCGGAUCGGUACGUGAAAACCGGCAGCACAGUUCAUUUACAGUGCAUCAUUUAUGGCGCUAUUGAACCGCCCACGUACAUCAUGUGGUAUCAUGAUACACAACCAAUCCAUGCCGACAACAAACUUGGAUACAAAAUGCACUUGAUUAAAUCAAACGUUUUAAGGAACAAUGAUGGUGUCAAAUUCGAACUCAACGACCUCGUUCAAUCACCACUGGACGAUGCAAUUCAAAGACAAAAUUCGGUUGGUUCAUUGCUCAUCGAGUCCACCAGAAAAUAUCAUUCGGGCAAUUACUCAUGCAAUCCCUCGAACAGCGCACCAUCCACAGUCACUUUGCAUGUUAUCAGCAGUGAGUCAUCUGCGUCGGCGGUCAAAUCAUCAGCUAGUCAAAAGCGGCUACUUUCGCUCUUCUUUUAUACUCUUUGUAUAAUUGAAAUGCUUUUGACGAUAACGCAAAGGCAGACGUGAUUCCAAAGCGCACUGAAGAUGUCGAAUUUAGAAUUUGAAUGAGGAGUAAAAAUUAUUAUUAAAUAAUUUAGACUUGAAUUACGAUUUUUAGCCGAUUAGUUCAUAAUUAUUUCCAUAUAAUGUUAGUUUUUAACAUAUUUAGGAUAUAAGUCAUUCAUCUUUUUUUUCGGUUUUGGAAUGGAAAAUGUAGGCUCGUGAGCAAUGUCAGAGAAUGUUGAUAGCGAAAGGUUCACAUUUAACAAUGUUUGAUUUAACUCAGUGUAAACUCUUUUGGUUUAUUCAAUAAAGAGCAUAAAAUUAA
Molecule: messenger RNA, 3560 nt
Organism: Sitodiplosis mosellana (orange wheat blossom midge)
Lineage: Eukaryota; Metazoa; Arthropoda; Insecta; Diptera; Cecidomyiidae
Product: zwei Ig domain protein zig-8-like
Exons: 9
Coding region: 2096-3259 (387 amino acids)
Biological process (GO): synapse organization
Cellular component (GO): neuron projection membrane
Source: RefSeq, a predicted model, not a curated record